Molecule: messenger RNA, 3564 nt
Organism: Racocetra fulgida
Lineage: Eukaryota; Fungi; Glomeromycota; Glomeromycetes; Diversisporales; Gigasporaceae
Source: the annotation of a GenBank genome assembly
AUGGCAUCUCCAAUUGAUUCAUUCUUCGUUAAGAUAGAAAAAUUAAUUGAGUUUCAGUUAGUUAACGGACAAACUCAAGAACAAAAAAUUAAACUAAAAUUUGCUGAAGGAAAAGCCUUAAUAGAUAAAUUAGAAGAGGAAGAUGAGGAGCAACACGGAUAUUAUAAAUAUCGAUAUUAUUCAACCUAUGCAAGUUAUUUAAAAGUGAUUAAUAAGAUAGAUAAGGCCGCCAAGCAGGAAAAGUUAUUAGAAAAAUAUAAAAAAUUCGGACCGGAAAGAGAAAAUAUCGAUAAAAAUGAAUCCUUAUUGUUUGUGAACGCUGAAUCAGAUAAUCAAUCUUCUGCUUCUGGUAAAAACCCGUUAGAAGAAUCCAUAAGAGAGAAACUAAUAAAAGCACAAGAUAUUUUAGAUGAGACAGUUAUUGAGCCUAUUAAAAAAGCCUUUGAAAUUUUACAUGAGGCACCAAAGACCUUUGAAGAUUAUCAGAAGAUUGUUAAUUAUGUGAAUACUUUGCUUGAGUCAUUAAAUGUUUUAAUUGAUGAAGAACUAGUCGUUUUGGAUCAACUUAAUAAUGAAGAUAAUGUUCAAUCAAAUCAAUCAGAAAUUAAGCAAAAGAUAGAGAAAGUGCUUGGUCGUUUAAUAGUUUUAAAAGAUUUAAAAAAUUCUGCAAAUAAUCUCACUAACCAAAUGGUUUAUUCAAAAGCUGAUAAGAAAGCUGUCUUGUUCAACAAUAUCUUAUUUACAGAAGGAGGAAUCAACAAACGUUAUAGAGAACUUGCUUCUUGCUUCCAUCCAGAUAGAACAAAAUAUUUCAAUGCUCCAAAUGGGCUUCAUGGUAACGAUCAAUAUCUCGGUGCAAAGCUCUUUAGAAUUAUUCUAGAAAUUAAAGAAGACUUAUUGAGAGAUUUGGAAAAAGCUUCAGAAAGUAAAGGCGUGCUCAACUUUCAUGAAAAGAAUGCAAAUGAGUAUUUUAAUAUUGCAAAUGAUUAUCGCAACACCUAUAAAAAUAAUGGAAAUAAACUAAAGAUUUUAAAUAAAGAAGAAAUUAGUGAAAUCCCUAAUACAGAACUAAGACAUUUAAGCAUAUCAUAUGAAUUAUUGGCUUAUAGGGAAUAUCGAGCUUCUUGUAAAGUUGCAGAUGCAACCAAAGAAUUAAAAAAGCAAAUAAAAUUACGAGAAAGUAUAGCAUUGUGUUUAUAUAUUUUCGAUCACUUAUUAGAAGCACAAUUAUACGCUUUAUUAGCGAUUCAAUUAAUUUGUUGGCAUUCUCAGUAUGUUUCUCAGAAGGAACUGGUCGAUGCUAAAAAAGUAUUUGAUAAAGUUAGAGGUGAAAUAUCUCAAUUAAAUACAGAUAUUAAAUUGAAAGACGAUUUAAGUAAUUCACAGGCUUUGGUUAAAGUGAUGAAUGAAGGCAUAUCCUUUUUAGAGAAGUGCAAUAUUCAACAUUCGGUUGACAACGAUUUGAGAAUGAUAUCAGCUGAAUUAAUGUUCAAACCAGAUCGUCGAAUUGUUAGUUAUCAAGCCUCUCAAGAAAAUAUUUUAUAUUCUAAAGUACAAUAUGCCAUGUAUAAAAUAGCUGGCGCUUUAUCAUUAAUAGGGGCAACAGCGACAGUAGCUUUAGGAAAACAAGGUACAAUGCUUUUAGAUGAGCCAAAAAUCCGCGAAAAGCUCAAUGAAAUUAUAAAAGUUGCAUUAGAUGCAUAUGAUAAAGGAAAUUAUCAGCAAUUUUUCGACUCACUUUGUAAGGAAUACAAAAAGAACACCAGUCUCAUAAAAAUAAAAGAAUCUAAUAUAAUUAUUCCUGAAGAUAUAAUAGGAUCACUCUUGAGGCAUGGUUUUAGAUCAGAUGGAAUCGCUUAUCUGUUAAAUCUAAUAGGUGAAAUGCUAAGCAGUAAUAAAAUAAAAACUCCAGAUAACGAUAGGGCAUCAGAUGAGUUAAGAACUAUGGGAAAAAUUGCUUUUAAAGGGGUAUUAUACAAAAAGCUUGUGGAAAAAGCUAAAGCAUUGGAUGACCAAGUUCAUACAUUACGAGAAGAUACUCUGAAAAGCAUGGCUAAGAGUACUUGGCAUAAAAUUAUAGAUUUUUUGCUACUUAAAUCAUAUAGUGAAUUAGCAAAAGAAUAUAAAGACAAUGCUCGAGAAAUGCCUUUUCAGUCAAGACUUAAGGAAAUGCGUAAUAUCGCAAGACUUAACCUCGUAAUUUUUGAUAUAAUCAAUAGUGACGAGGAAGCACCUAUGAGAAUUAACAAAACAGUUGAGGAAAUUAGAAAUUCAAUAAGCUAUAAUUAUCAAUUUUCUAGCUCAACCGAAUCAUGCCUCGAAGCCUUGGAAGAUUUUUUAUGGAUUAUGAGGGGUGAUGUGUCUAAAUCUCUCUUAAUUUACUCUAUAGAGCCAGCUAAAAAACAAUGCAAUGAAGAACAUGAUAGAAAAUAUGAUCAAAAAUAUAUGGAAUAUCUGAAAGACAAACUACAAAAGGCAUCCAAUAAUAAUAAAAGAAUAGAUCUUCAUAGUAAACUAGCUGAUUACUUUGUGAAAUUGGCUGAAGAAGAUAAAGUCGACUUAUUAAGCAGUUUACGUCAUUGGCAUAAUGCUAAAGAACAUUAUAGUGAAAUACGUGUAAUUAACCCCAAAAUAAAUUACGACAAGGCUAUGGAAUUUAUUAUUGAGGCAUUGAAAUUAAAUCCUCAAAACAUCUUGAUUACGAAGCAGAAAAGACACCUUGAUAGAAUAAAAGAGCAUUGUGUUGAAAAUCGUGUUAAUCGUCACAAUAAAAAAAUAUAUAGUGUAGAUAAUUCACUUAAGAAUUUACAUAGAUAUAAUGAAGAUGAUUCUGUUUAUAAAAUUCUCUCGAUUGAUGGAGGAGGUGUGCGUAGUAUAUUACCUGCUUUAUGGCUCAGUGAACUAGAAUAUCAUACCCAUAAGCCCAUUUCUCAGCUAUUUAAUAUGGUAGUUGGAACUUCUACAGGUGGAUUUAUUGCUGCUGGACUUUCAAUGCCGCGUGAGGAGUUAUCAACACUAACCAAUCUGGUUAUUCCUGCAGUAAAAGUAAACAAAGACUACAUGCAAUCGUACUUGUUUACAUGUCAUAACUCAACUAACACACUUUUUGAUGCUUUAAUGGCCACAACUGCUGCACCUACUUUCUUUCCAUCCUACAAAAUAAAAGAUAAAGGUAUUUUUGUAGAUGGAGGUGUAAAACUUAAUAAUCCCGCAUUGACAGCAUAUACUGAAGUUUUUGAAAAUAGAGAUAUUAGAAAAAUUACAGUGCUUUCUUUGGGUACUGGUAGUUAUAUACCAGAUCCUUUACGUCCAGACUUGUAUCAUUGCCAACUUUUUUGGGAAAAAAAUUUAUAUAACGAUGAAUGUAACGUUGAUAAUUCAAUGUACUCAAUGCUAGGAAAUUGCUAUCAACGAUGGCAGGUUUUGUUAGACAAGCCAGUAUCAUUAGAUGAUUGCAAUAAUAUUUCUUAUCUUUUAGAAUUAGGUCAUCAAUAUAUAGAAGAACUUGACGCUUCAGAUGAGAAUCCUUUAAAUGUAUUAGUAGAGUCUUUUGAAAGUGGCUAA